This is a messenger RNA of Cucumis melo (muskmelon), 1249 nucleotides long. RefSeq lists its product as uncharacterized. The transcript has 2 exons. The record is from RefSeq and is a predicted model, not a curated record. Lineage: Eukaryota; Viridiplantae; Streptophyta; Magnoliopsida; Cucurbitales; Cucurbitaceae. The coding region runs from base 88 to 963 and encodes 291 amino acids.
CGUACAUUUCGAUCGUCGUCUUCAAGGGACUCUCAUGCCAAAUAGAAAACCUUUCGUUUCCUCCGAAUCUCUCGCGCAUUCGAUUCCAUGGCCAAAUCCUCAAAUUCCAAAUCCAAACCUCACUUUUUCCUCUGCUGUUUUGGAUUUUCCGACAAGCUUCGCCGCUUUAAGCCCCCCAAGUCCCCCGCCGGUCACCGUAAACGUCCGUUUUCUUGGUUUAGGAACUCAAAGCCGCCUACGCCCGUUCAUUCCUCUUUUCCUUCCCAUACGAACCCGUCCGUUACUAAUUCCGACCGGCUCUCCUCGGUUUCUAUUGCUCCGACCGCCACUAGUAAGUCGUCGAAUGAAGAUUUAGCCGUCGCUGUGCCGGUGGCGACAAAACGAACCGGCCAGGAGGUGAUCAUCGGCCCUCACGAGGUGAAAAAUGACAUUGUUGCAGAAAAAACCAUCCAUGAGAGUUGUGAACAUUCAAACUUGCCAAACAAAUUCAUUGAUCAAAGUCAAUCAAGGUUCUCAUUAACCAAAAAACUCGAGUCCUUUAGAUUAGUCCGAUUCACUCAAACCGCCUCACCAAAAAAGAAUCCGAAAUCGACCAACCUACAAAGACCCACCAUAUCACACUCUUUAUCAUUUCCGCCACCGAAACCAGCCCCAUUAAACAAAGUUAGCGAACCAUCAAGAAGCAAACAGUUUGGUUCAAUGUCAGCAAACAGAAAAUCGAGUCAACGGUAUCGAUCGGCAGUGGCGAUGUCGGUUUUGAUGAUGACAUUGGCAAUGAUGGUACUUUGGGGAAGAAUUUGUGCGAUAUUGUGUACGGCAACUUGGAUUUUUGUUGUAACGAGUUUGAGGUCAAUCGUUGAAGAAUAUGAUAGAAUUGAUUUUGUUGAAUCUGAUUCAUAUUCUGAAGGGUUUAAGAAGAAAUUAGUGGUUUUAAAAGGGUUUAUGUGUAGAAAUCAUAAAUAGAAAACCUUUUGAAGGAAUUAUAGAGAAAUGGGCAUUAUUGAAAUGAUUUAUCUUUUUUUUUUUUUUUAAAUUUUUGUAUAGAAAUCAUAAUUAGAGGUUAAAAUUUGCUGUUUUAACCUAUAAUUUGAGUAUGAUAAUGUGGGGUUAGGGUAAUGUAUUUAUUGAUUAAUUUUACUUUUUGGGUUGGGUGGCAGUUUGGAAUGAGAGAGCUUAGGUUGAAUGGCAUAUGUGUAUUGUAAUUCAAUUCUAAGUUAAUGUUAAUAUGAAAAGAAGCCAAGUUGUUAAA